Sceloporus undulatus (fence lizard) is the source of this 372-nucleotide messenger RNA. RefSeq names its product CUGBP Elav-like family member 4. NCBI's taxonomy places the organism in Eukaryota, Metazoa, Chordata, Lepidosauria, Squamata, Phrynosomatidae. The transcript has a single exon. The record is from RefSeq and is a predicted model, not a curated record. The annotation marks the transcript as partial. Gene Ontology annotation, molecular function: RNA binding.
GAAGCCGAAGAUUCUUCCUCUAUGUCUAUAUAAAGAUGGCCACGUUAGCCAACGGCCCCGCAGACAGCCCCAGCCACCACCACCACCACCACCACCACCCCCACGCCGGCCCCGGCCCCAGCGGGCACAUGAACGGAUUAAGCCACAGCCCAGGGAACAGCAACGCCAGCGCCAGCAGCAGCGCCAGCAGCAGCGUCUCCGCCAACGCCAGCGCCGCCACCAUCCCCAUGAAGGACCACGAUGCCAUCAAGCUCUUCAUCGGGCAGAUCCCGCGCAACCUGGACGAGAAGGACCUCAAGCCCCUCUUCGAAGAGUUCGGCAAGAUCUACGAGCUGACCGUCCUCAAGGACAGGUUCACCGGCAUGCACAAAG